This is a messenger RNA of Solea senegalensis (Senegalese sole), 4191 nucleotides long. It is a transcript of the gene ppardb, whose product is annotated as peroxisome proliferator-activated receptor delta b. Gene Ontology annotation, molecular function: nuclear receptor activity; zinc ion binding; RNA polymerase II cis-regulatory region sequence-specific DNA binding. Gene Ontology annotation, biological process: regulation of lipid metabolic process; negative regulation of inflammatory response; positive regulation of transcription by RNA polymerase II. The transcript is spliced from 8 exons. Lineage: Eukaryota; Metazoa; Chordata; Actinopteri; Pleuronectiformes; Soleidae. The record is from RefSeq and is a predicted model, not a curated record. Bases 484 to 2028 code for a protein of 514 amino acids. Gene Ontology annotation, cellular component: nucleus.
GAGGGGGCAGUGAGUGAGACACAGCACAGCCAGAAGCGAGCACAGAGUGCGAAAAGGCUUGUCAUUCAACUACAUUUAUCUCAAUGUGAUACGUGAACCGGCUAAAUUGUCCUCACUGUCUUUCUCUGCUGUGGGACUCAGUGAUGUGUCAGCUCGGUGGCUCCAUUAAGACCUGGAGUGCGCUAAGUUUAUGUUAGCAGUCUGUCGUUAGCUCCUGUCUUUAGCUCCCUCCCUCCCUCUCUCUCCCCCUCUCCCUCUCUCCUGCUGCUGCUUACUUCACACAACUUGUCAACAGCCGAUCGAUCGUGGACCGGACUCGGAACUGUUUUUUUUCUUUUGCUGUUCGCUUGUUGGUUUUUUAACCCUUUGCCAGCGUUUGUUGUGUGGAAACUCCUUUGAAGCAGCUACAGCAGUACUAAGAGAGUGGAGCUAUGAUGGCCACGUGACAAGAGGGGAGCCGCUGAGUCAGCUUCAACGGGAGCUAUGGAAGGGUUUCAGCAAACUACCACAGAGCAGCAUGAUGGAGCGAAUGGUUACCGCGAGCCCAAAUCCCCCCAGGACACUGCUGACGUUAGGUGGACGUCACUGGAGGGAGAGUCUGUGGGUUCAGACAGCUGUGGGGGAACAAGUGUGUCGGAGUUGACUGACCUGCAAGAGCUGAAGGCCCGAGAAAGUGAGGAUGAAGAGGACAGAGAAGAGAGGGAGGCGGUGCCUGUCCAAGUAAAGACCUGUAAAGACCCAAAAGGGGACCAGAAGAAAAUAGAGAAUGAAUGUCUGGAUCAGGAAGAGAACAAUCAUGGCAAGGAAAACAGUAGUGCAGCAUCCAGCUAUACAGACCUGUCCCAUACCUCGUCACCCUCGCUGUCGGAACAACUGCGGCUUGGCCGUGAGGACAGCGCAGCGUCUGGAAUCAGUGUGGAGUGUAAGGUCUGCGGUGACAAGGCCUCUGGCUUCCACUAUGGCGUGCAUGCCUGUGAGGGUUGUAAGGGCUUUUUCCGCCGAACUGUAAGAAUGAAACUGGAAUAUGACCGCUGUGAGCGUUCAUGCAAGAUACAGAAAAAGAAUCGCAACAAGUGCCAAUAUUGUCGCUUCCAGAAGUGCCUGUCUUUGGGAAUGUCCCAUGAUGCGAUCCGAUAUGGACGUAUGCCUGAGGCUGAGAGGAAGAAGCUGGUGGCAGGCCUGCUCGCUGAGGAACUGAACCAUGGCAAACCAGGUUGCUCUGACCUGAAGACCUUGGCCAAACAAGUCAACACAGCCUAUCAAAAGAACCUUAGUAUGACCAAGAAGAGGGCCCGCAGCAUCCUCACAGGCAAAACCAGCAGCACCUCGCCAUUUGUAAUCUACGAUGUAGACACACUGUGGAAAGCAGAGAGUGGUUUGGUAUGGAGCCAGUUAGUUCCUGGGGCACCGCUGACCAAGGAGAUUGGGGUCCAUGUGUUCUAUCGUUGCCAGUGUACCACAGUGGAGACUGUGCGAGAACUCACUGAGUUUGCCAAGUGCAUUCCAGGGUUCGUUGAUCUCUUCCUUAAUGACCAGGUGACUUUGCUGAAGUAUGGUGUGCACGAGGCUAUUUUUGCCAUGCUGCCGUCUCUCAUGAACAAAGAUGGACUGUUGGUGGCCAACGGAAAAGGUUUCGUCACCAGGGAGUUCCUGCGAAGCUUAAGAAAGCCCUUCAAUGAGAUCAUGGAGCCCAAGUUUGAAUUUGCGGUCAAGUUUAACGCUCUGGAGCUGGAUGAUAGUGACCUGGCUCUGUUUGUUGCUGCCAUUAUUCUCUGCGGAGAUCGUCCCGGGCUGAUGAACGUAAAGCAGGUGGAGCAGAGUCAGGACAACAUCCUCCAGGCACUGGACCUCCAUCUCCAAGCAAACCACUCGGACUCUGUCUACCUCUUCCCCAAGCUGCUGCAGAAGAUGGCCGACCUUCGUCAGCUGGUUACUGAGAAUGCUCAGCUCGUCCAAAAGAUUAAAAAGACUGAGUCGGAGACUUCGCUCCACCCUUUACUACAGGAGAUCUACAAAGACAUGUAUUAGUAAAUCUUCAGCACAGACUGCUUUUAGCAAUACUGUUACAGACGUUUUAUGAAUUUUUACAUUCAGAAUAAUACACUGCAUUUAGUACAAGCACUGUUCCACAUCUGGGCAUGGAUUUUAUAAUAAAAGCAGAUGAGACAAAAAGGCUUUUAGCAGAGCUAACACAAUCAGCAACGUCUACACAAUGUCGGCAUUACCUUCAACAUUGCAGUGUGAGAGUGUGUGUGUGCGCGUGCGUGUGUGCGUGCCUGAUAUGAACAUCUGGAAUCAUUUGCUGCAAGUCCUAGUUUCUCACAACGGUCACUUAACAGAGAGAAUGAUGUGUUUUCUCACCGAGGCUGCUCCUAUUUCAUCCUCAUCAACGGCAAAGCUGACCCCAGAGCAGUGUCUAGAGAGAGCUUCUCCUUAUUCAAUUCAGCUCAGUGUUUUGCUGUGUAGAGAAAGCAUUUCCUAUUCUUACACCAUUGACAUUGUUGUAAAAGAGAAGAGCCAUUAGUUUGCACUUUGCUCGAGUUUCUCAUGACACUGAUGUCAUUGGUCGAGUGAUAAAUGACUGGGUGAAGCUAAAGAUGCACAAGUGUUUUUUUUUCUUCACAUCAUUUCCUCAACAGUCACUGCCUUUCUUUGGUUGAUAGAACACAAACUGGGCUGGCUCCAGCAGUGCAGAGCUCUCUCAAUACAGCUCUCUGUGCAAUACCAUUUCUAUUUUUCAAUGAAUGGAGAUCCAAGUUUUGUAGGUUUUUGUCUUAAAGCCAUCUAUCCAAGUGGUAACUAAUGGACUAUGCUGCACAGACUUGAUUCCUGAAGCUGACACUAUAAAUGCAUGACCUGUUGAAGUUUAAGGGAUAGCAUGUGGGGUUUUUUUCCUCAUGGACAUGCAAAAUAUCAUAAAUUUGCCAUUUUAAGUUUUUUUUUUUGUUAGUUUGUAAUUAUGUUACUAAUUAUUUGUAAUUGUUGAUCAUACAUGUUAGGACAAAACAUGAAAUAUCAUUUUGUUUUAUGUAUAUGUGUUAUUUCAUUUUACAUGUCUGCUUGUUUAGUUUAGGUUGUACCAAAUAUAUCAUCAAGCAUACCUAUACCUUUUUUUUCUUAAUGAGCUUGGAUUUUAAGACCUUUGCAAGAUUUACCUAAAACCAGCAUACUGUAACAUGAUAUUAUUAUUGGGGAUAGGAAUGAUUAGUAGUCAAUGCAGCAUCUGGCAAUUCAGAAGUUGUUUUUGCUCACCCUGUAUAAAACCACAACAAAAAGCUAUUUUCAGACAUGCGCUAAACUUCUAAGGUUCUCUGUAGACGUGUGUAGGAGCUCCAUGUAUGAACAUAGUUGUGGCUUUGGAGAUUCUCCUGCCAGCUCCAAAGUAUCAUCUCUGGUUAAUGUCCGUGUGGGUUUAUGUGAAAACACAGAAGGAGAAUUUCCAGAGGACCCACAGCAAGUGAAUGGGUGUAUGUCCUACUUCCUAUAAGAACAAACGAGGAGCGAACACCCUCUGGAUCCUCAGGAGAUUCUCAUGUCCUGUGAAAACGUCUCGGUGAGAUAAUCUCCCGCUGCAUUUGUCAUACUCUAUGUAAACAGCAAACUUGGGAGAAUGUCUGGACUCAGAACUCAAGAAGUCCAUGUCUGAAAACUGCUCUAGAGUCAUACCUUGUUGUUUGUAGUCUGGUUUUCCUAAUAAGGAGAGGCACAAAAUGUGACAGCUUUACAAUACUGUUGUUCAUAUAUUUCUGUUUUUUUUUUUUUCCCAUAUUCUGUGGACUUGUUUUCUUUCCUGUGCUAAGUAUGUGACAUAAGUCUCCACCUUCUUAAGUUUCAUCUUGUGCUACAUUUUUCUCUCAAUCCCUAUCUACCUCUAAUGUACUAUCUGUGACACAAUUCCACUGUCUCAUCUAAUCUCUGACAGUUCUUAAUUGACAGUUUUUGCCUUAAUUCCUGCUUUUGGUACACGUUGCAAAUUUGAUUUUACUGGCUAAUGUGGAUGGAUAAAAGCAGUAUGUACACCAAAACCAAGAAAGUUGUUGAUGUAAGCUACCUCUAUGCCUGUGUAAAUGAUGGACAAUAUUUGUUCACAAAGAAGUGUGAAGACUGGAAGUAAUUCCAUCUAAAAGUCACAUGUAACCUAUCUUCAGAUGUAGUUUAGUUAAAUCUCAUAUAUAAACUUUAUUAGAAACA